GCUAGAUGUAAAUAUGGGUCACACCACCUCUUAUCGAACGCACAUCUCAAAACUGUCAUUUCAGCUCGGUACUGUACUGUGACUGUGUGUAGACAAUGACAGGACCUGUGAGACUGGACGUACCUCAGCUUCAGUCGAUUUCUACUCGUUGACUUCUGACUACGUGACUUUACGUUCUGCGUCGGCGGGGCCACAGUCAGACAACAAUUACCGGAUCGUGUACCGGACGUUCCUACAUUCGAGAACAUUCUGAAGCCAGAUCACUCCUACACGACGAUCCUUGAGACUAAGCCUGCAGCAUCCGCUUCAUCGGAGAACGACAAGGAUCGCACCCACCCGACAGUCCAUUUGUGCCACUCCCACUUAACAAUACAUACCAUAAAGCUGGAGGUAGAAGUUUACCCAGAGUAUGGACAGUUUGACCAGUUUGACGUCUUCCACUUCUGGACACGACAGCUGCCUGAACAUCGACGGCUAUGGUGACCCCGAACCCGUUGACCCUGAUGACCUGCAGCGCUUCCAGUGCGGCGUCCACCGCGGACUGCUGCGGGAGCCUCUUCAGACACAGUGUGGACACCGCGUGUGCUCCCAGUGUCUGGAGGUGUGGGUGGCUGAGGGCGAGUCCAGAAUGUGUUCUGUGAAUGAAGAGGACUGUUUACCUGUCUCACGCCAGACAGUUUGUCCAGACAACAGCUGUGUUCGCGAGAUGAGGAGAAUGAAGGUGCACUGUGUCAAUAAAGGCUCUGGUUGCCAGCUCCAGUGUAAAUACCAAGAUUUGAAGAAGCACGUGCAGGUCUGUGAGCACGCUACGGUGACGUGCAGGUGGGCGCCACGCGGGUGUCCCCAGCACGUGCUACGUAAGGACCUGGAGGAGCACGCACGCUCUUGUGUGUGGAGACCGGAACGGUGCCAACUGUGUGGGGCAGAGGUCAGCCAUUGUGAGAUGCAGAAUCACGAGGCAGACGUCUGUCCAGAGAAGGUUACCGGGUGUCCGUACAACUGUGGACAUAGGACGCUGAAGAGAAAGGAGGUUUUGGACCACAGAAAUGUCUGUCCAAUUCGUCCAACAAGCUGCAAAUUCCAAGCAAUGGGCUGCACUUAUGUUAACACAAAAGAACUUGUUGAUCAACAUGCGAAAGAUGCAAUCGCCUAUCAUCUUGAACUAGCGACUAGCAGACUGGUAGAAAUUUCCCAGAAGCGAACAGUUAGCGAGACCGAACAUCAGGACUUGCUAUCAAGGUACACAGAGCUGGAGCACAAUGUGCACGAAGCACAGGCACAGCAGCAGAACGUCCAGACCACAGUUCACCAGAUUGAGCAGCAUGGUCGAGAUACCAGGCUGAAGAUGGUGGACCUGAUCGAGAGGCUGAUUGUGCUGGAGCGGAAGCUGGAGGGGCAGAUGGCGACCCGGCGGCAGGUGGAGCAGGUGGAGCGCAGCGUGACGGAGGUCAGUCAGCGCCUGGCACAGCUGGAGGAGCGGCAGCGGGGGGACGGCAGUCUCCAGGGGGAAGUGCAGGGGACGACCGGUCGCUACGGCAGCAUCAGCAACAUGGCCGAGGUUGUGUCGGCGCAGCUGUCCGACCACGACCGGAUGAUCGGCGUGCACGACGUGCGCAUGGCCGAGAUGGACCUGCGCUUCCAGCUGCUGGAGACGGCGUCGUACGACGGCACGCUGGUGUGGAAGAUCCGCGACUACGCGCGCCGCAAGCGGGACGCCGUCAACAGCCGCACCCUGUCUCUCUACAGCCAACCCUUCUACACCAACCGCUUCGGCUACAAGAUGUGCGCUCGCGUCUACCUCAACGGCGACGGCAUGGGCAAGAAGACCCACAUGUCCAUCUUCUUUGUCGUCAUGCGCGGCGAGUACGAUGCGCUUCUCACCUGGCCGUUCAACCUCAAAGUCACCUUAACCUUGCUGGACCAGUCUCCACGGAGACGACACUUGACAGACCAGUUCGUGCCUGACCCGACCUCCUCCAGCUUCCAGCGACCAUCAGGAGAGAUGAAUGUGGCCAGCGGCUGCCCGCUCUUCGUCAGCCAAUCUCUGGUCGAGAACCCGGACAACGGUUACGUCAUGGACGACACAAUCUUCAUCCGCAUCAGCGUCGGUCAGAACACUACCACACUUUCUCCUACUGACUGAGACUGGCUUGUCAGGGCACUAACCGGCACGUGACCAUGCCCGCCGCCCUUCCUUGGGCACCCAACUGCCGCUUCCUGAGUGAACAGUGAUGGGUGUCGGACUUGGCCACGACCGCCAUGGGCAGGCAUCUGCACCUGAUAUGUCGCUGGGGGUUAGAGGUUAGAGGGUGGAAACCCCGACUGCGGGCUGCUUUAGGUCAAGUAUGAUCAACUUUGUGAGGUGAGCUGUGUCAACUACAUUAUCCUGACAGUGAGAGGGCAAACUGCUGUGUCCUGGAAGUCAGCUAUGAUAUCUUAACAGUGAAGCCAGUGGUCAGCUACAACAUCCUGACAGCAACUAGCCAUACUGGUCAUCUUUGAUCAGCUGUAGCAUCCUGACAGCGACUAGCCAUGCUGGUCAUCCUUGAUCAGCUGUAACAUCCUGACAUCAACUAGCCAUACUGGUCAUCCUUGAUCAGCUGUAACAUCCUGACAACGACUGCCCACACUGGUACCUUACUGAAGUCGUCAAAUGGAAGAUAGACGCAAGCGCUUAGAGAACAUGUCUCUGCCUUUUGAUUUUCAGCUUGCUCCGUGAUUAGAUGUGGCUUCUUUCAAAAAAAAGGUGGUAAACAAUGGAAAGAAUAUAAUUAAACAUUAAGAAAACAACAGCAAGAACAGUACUUCAACACAAUUCUCAUUGAAGGUUAUUGUUGAAAGCUUUAAAAAAAGCUGGCAAACUCACGCAAAGACCUCGCACGAAAGUCGCAACUAAAAGCCGCAAGAAAAACACCAAAACAUAAAGUGACAAUUCGACUUUAAAGAAAGUGUUGGCCUAUGUGUGUGCUAUUUUAUUCAAGAGAAAUGUAAGUCACAGACAGUGAUACAGAGCAAACCAGAAGAGUGGGACAUUUUGAAAUUUUGUUAUAGUUCAUUUACAGACAGAAGUUUAAGCCAGUAAGUUUUUAUUUUUGUUUUAAGUUGUGAGUAUGAAAUAGCGUUUGUGCUUUGUGCAGUGUCAAUGAUGAGUUCUUGUGCUGUGUAGGAUCUUCAUUGUAAUAAAAUAAAAACAUCAAACAGUUUUCAUCCUGAUCAUAAAAUAACUUUGUGAUAAACAUCAAAAUCUGUGAUAAACUGGAUUUUACGACGAAUAAAAAUGAGUAAUAUGUGUU
Molecule: messenger RNA, 3293 nt
Organism: Pomacea canaliculata
Lineage: Eukaryota; Metazoa; Mollusca; Gastropoda; Architaenioglossa; Ampullariidae
Product: TNF receptor-associated factor 3-like
Exons: 15
Coding region: 410-2143 (577 amino acids)
Biological process (GO): regulation of apoptotic process; tumor necrosis factor-mediated signaling pathway; positive regulation of JNK cascade
Cellular component (GO): plasma membrane signaling receptor complex
Molecular function (GO): zinc ion binding; protein binding
Source: RefSeq, a predicted model, not a curated record